Penicillium samsonianum is the source of this 993-nucleotide messenger RNA. RefSeq lists its product as uncharacterized. The transcript has a single exon. Bases 1 to 993 code for a protein of 330 amino acids. The record is from RefSeq and is a predicted model, not a curated record. Lineage: Eukaryota; Fungi; Ascomycota; Eurotiomycetes; Eurotiales; Aspergillaceae.
AUGUCCAACAUUCCCCAGGACCUGCUGGAUGGCAUAUCCGGUGCCCUCGCAAAAGAGGGUAACGUGCUACAGAUGAUCCUCGUCGCUUUCAUCGGAUUAUCAUGCUACAACGUCGCUGAACUAGUCGUACUCGUCCCAGCCACAUUCCGCCGGUGGCGCGGGCUCUAUUUCUGGUCCCUGCUUAUCACAGGAGUGCUCGGUGUCGUGCCAUACUCAAUCGGCUUCCUGAUGAAGUUCUUUACUCAGACUGAUUCCGUGCUGUCGGUCACAGUCCUGACUAUCGGCUGGUGGACCAUGGUGACUGGUCAAUCGGUGGUGCUGUACUCACGACUCCACCUUGUGCUACGGGAUGAGCGCAUGUUGCGCCGUGUAUUGCAGCUCAUCGUUGCAAAUGUCUUGCUCCUGCAUGUACCCACAACAAUCCUCACUUACGGCGCGAACAUAGUCCACAGCGGCGACGUCGCCUGGGUGAAUGGGUACAAUAUCAUGGAGAAGAUCCAGCUGACCGGGUUCACGAUUCAAGAGAGUCUGCUGUCAACGCUGUAUGUGAUAGAGACAGUUAAGCUGCUGCGUCUUGGGGCAGAUGUGUCUUCGCGCCCGGAUGCACGCAGCAUCAUGUACCAGCUGAUCGGGAUCAACUGCGCGAUCAUAGGGAUGGAUCUGCUGCUUUUGUGUCUCGAAUAUGCCAAUUUUUACGCCGUGCAAAUCACCAUGAAGGGAUUUAUUUACUCGAUCAAACUCAAGCUUGAGUUUGCCGUGCUUGGUCGUCUGGUAGAUCUCAUCCAGGGGUCCAGACAUCCUAUUUCCCUCGCUAUUGCUGAUACGUUGCCUCUUUGCUCGAUGCAGAGACCACCUGAGACGCCGGAUCGCAGUGAGGAUUCGCCUUAUGAGCAGGCUGAGCCGAAGGACUUUUUGGCUCUGCCGGUCGGAGGCCAAGUUGUUCAAAGGAGGAUGUUUGUGGAGUCUGGGAGGGUGGCUUCAUUAGCAAUAUGA